AUGCAGGUGUGCCCCAGGAUGCAGGUGUGCCAUGAGAGGAGUCUCCAGCAUCACACUGAUGAGGUGACCUGCUGCACCUUCUCCGCCUCCCUGCUGGCCACAGGUUCAGGAGACAAGAGCCUCAGGCUGUACGACACGUCGGACUUCUCCGAGCUCCCCUGCUCCCCACUCCGGGCUCACGGCUAUGGAGUCCGCAGCUGCUGCUUCACCCCCGCUGGGGAUUACCUGCUCAGCUGCUGCGUGGAUGGUUCCAUCCUGGUGUGGAGCUGCCGGUCCGGGGAGGUGGAUUCGGAGCUGCAACACCCGAACCGUAGUCCUCUCCGGGUGUGUGCACUGGCCCCCGACUCAUCCCUCCUGAUAGCAGGGGCCAGUGAUGGAACUGUGGCCCUUUGGGACUUUACCUCCAGAACAUUCCUCAGAUGUAACGAGGUGAGCGAGGCCAGUGUGUUGGCUUGUUGCUUCUCCCCCUGCAGUCACAUGGUGGCGACAGGUUGCUCCACGGGAGACCUGCGAAUUUGGGACAUUGACAACAACCUGCUGCACGCAGAGAAGAACGCCCACGACCUGGGGGUCACCUGCACCACCUUUGCACCCCACUCUGAAAUCGAGGACAGCCACGGUCAGGUGCGCCUGGCCUCUGGUGGACAGGACAGCCAGGUGAAGAUUUGGGUGGUCUCUCAGCACGAAGGACAUGCAUGUGUUGUGAAGCUUCUCCACACACUCUCCAGUCAGUGUGCUCCAGUUCUGUGCUGUGCCUUCUCCUCUGAUGGAAAGCUGGUAGUCGCAGGUUCAGUGGAUAAAAGUGUUGCAAUUUAUGAGACGGAGCAAGGAAUACUUCUACACACUUUAAAGCAACACAACGGGUACGUGACGACUGUAGCUGUGUCUCCCAGCAUGCCCUGGUUGGCCACAGGCUCCAUGGACAGAAGCGUCCAUGUGUGGAAGAUAGGAGAUGGACCCCACACAGCUGGUAAACACUACACACAUCUACACUAUGGUCUAGUGCAGUGUCAGGGUAAGCCGCAGGCCACGUUUUCCAGGCCUCCGCUGCCUGAAUGGUCCGAGGAGGACGUGCAGGCUUGGCUACGUGAGGAAAGCCUGGAAGAUCUUCUCCAGGUCUUCCAGGCCAACAAGACGGGCGGGGCGCAGCUGAGCCGACUAAGCAAGGAGACGAUGAUGGAGAUGGGAAUCGAGUCCGCCCGCCUCCGUGCUCGCCUCCUGGGGAGGGUGGAGGCCCUGAAGGUGGAGCAGAGCGCCCCCGACUGUCCCGAAGAGUUUGUGUGUCCCAUCAGCAGAGAGCUGAUGAAGGAUCCUGUCAUUGCUGCAGACGGGUUUUCCUAUGAGCGAGAGUCCAUGGAGAGCUGGUUGAGAGGAAAGAAAAGAAGCAGUCCCAUGACUAACCUGCUCCUGAAGACCACCCUGCUCACACCCAACAGAGCACUGAAGAUGGCCAUAAGUCGAUGGAAGCGUGCCCAACUCUGACACUCAUCAUAUAAGAAAUGAUCAUAGUGAAAUAAUAUUUAUUCAAGAAAAUUGUCAUGUGUACAGGGGAAGACUGCACAGACGUCGUUUAGCUCUAAAUGUAUUAAUAAAAACUAUAUAUAGACAAGGGAAUGCAGUGUGACUAAUCCAGAAUAUGUGUGGUGUGCGACUAUGUGUGGAAAAUGAACUGUAGUGCGUUACCAGUAGUGUUGAGCGAGAGGCGGAAGUCCAAAGAGGGGCAAGGCUGGCUCGGAGGUCAGUGAGCAGGCAGGAAGUCAGAUCAAUAGACAGGCGUCAAAGUCCGUGUCCAGGCGGGAGGUCGAGAUCCGAAAGGGGCAGCCAGAGAACCAGAGGGGAACACGGGGAGACGAGACACACAGCUCG
Molecule: messenger RNA, 1866 nt
Organism: Entelurus aequoreus (snake pipefish)
Lineage: Eukaryota; Metazoa; Chordata; Actinopteri; Syngnathiformes; Syngnathidae
Product: WD repeat, SAM and U-box domain-containing protein 1-like
Exons: 11
Coding region: 1-1482 (493 amino acids)
Biological process (GO): protein ubiquitination
Molecular function (GO): ubiquitin-protein transferase activity; protein binding
Source: RefSeq, a predicted model, not a curated record